Messenger RNA from Penicillium verrucosum, 256 nucleotides. Its product is annotated as OST5 family protein. Lineage: Eukaryota; Fungi; Ascomycota; Eurotiomycetes; Eurotiales; Aspergillaceae. The record is from RefSeq and is a predicted model, not a curated record. The transcript has 4 exons. Gene Ontology annotation, biological process: protein N-linked glycosylation. Bases 17 to 250 code for a protein of 77 amino acids.
AAAUUCUAUUAUCCUAAUGUCUCUGAACGAAGUCUGGGAGGCAGCAUCUGCAACUCCAUUCAUCCCUCUCAUUGCUAAGGACAGCCAAUUCUCUGUUGGCUUCAACUUGCUUCUCCUCGCAUUGGUUACGGGCACUCUAUUUGGCUUGAAUCGGUCUUUCCUCGGCAUCGUAUCCUUGGGUUUCCCAGCCGCACUCGCAUCUGGCUUUGGAGCUGUGUUUAUGAUCUGCGCCGCCGGAGUCUACGUCUAACCUGCC